GUAUACCCCCGCAGCCCCCGCGAGGCGGGGGGGCCCCGGCCCCCCUCAUAUGAGAACGGGCCCCCUACCUCUAUACCCCAAAGCGGCCGCCGACAGCAUGUUAGAUUUCUACUAGAGCGGCCGCGGCCGGCCGCAAUUUUGAAAGACACUACAUGAAAUAAUACUGCGCCAGUGGAUACAUGAACAACUUACUUUUAUUUUGAAACCCGGAAAUUGGGUGUGUUGUCAUUGACUUUUCUGAAGUAUUUCUUAGCUAAACCUCGCUACUGACUGUGACUGAUCGCCUGAAGAUUACAGUGUUUCAGAUGCCGUCGUGGCUAGCAAUCAGAGCAGACACAUCUCUUCUCACAGGAUGAGACCGUAUUUUUGUGCACCAAUGAUGACAAAUCAUCACGUUUGUAUGGCAGUGAUGUAAGAAAAGUCUAAAUAAAAAAUACCUAUUCAAAAUAGUAAUAUUAGUAUCCUCCUGUUUGCUCUGACUAGCUAAAGUCUUCGUAUGUCGCAGAAGUGUUGGUUUAUAACUAGCACAGCCUCAUCGUUCUCUAAAUUGGUAAGACAUCGCCAGAUCAACGACAUUUGAAUGGAUUGUAAACCCAUGGCACUUUUAUGUUCAGAGAUAUGUAACAUUUAAUUAUUGGUCUGUAUGGGACGUUCAAAAAAGCUAAUUUUCGCGUUACCGCUUAUGGAAAUGUCUGUCACUUCGUGACUUUCGCAACCUCCAAAGCAAGCUCCCGCGUCUGUGGGUGAAAGCUAUUUUGUGCACAAGUAACAACGAUGGUAAUCAGAUGUGUUUUCUGUUUAUGAAAGUCUGAAGAAACGUAUUUUAAAAUGUUUUAUCGUUCGUCAUCUCACUUUUCAUGCCUAGUUUGCCAGCAAACUUGCUAGCUUGUCUUGUAUUUACUUGUCUUAGACUGAGGUAAUAUUAGUCUGAUGAGUUCGAGGUUGAUACUAGCUAGCUAUUGAAUGCAUCAGCCUCAUCGCUUACUAAACUGAUCAUAUUUAGAUAAAUGUAUAGAUAAACAUGUAUAGUUAAAAAAAACUGUGAAAAUGAGUCACUGUUUCAUUCUCACUUCUAAUUAUUCUUCGUUUGUGUCUACUAGUACAAGUUAUUCAAAUACUCUCCAUUCUUUUUUUUUAGCUGUAAGCUCAUUGUAAAAGCAGUAGCUGUGUUGUAUACAGCUUUCCCGGGCCGCUAGGGGGGGCCCGUGUUCGUCUCCCGAUAUGAUUCAAUGCACGAAAUAUGCGAUCUAAUAUUACGCGCCAUUUCACCGCAGAAAUGAAGCGCACCAGAGAAAAAAGUGGUGCUCAAAAGCGACAAAACAAAAAGAAAAGAGAUGAAUUUACAUCCACACUGCCCAAAAUUUCAUCUGUUUUUGGGAGAGUGCAGCCUAACUCUCCACUUCAGGAUGCACAAUCAGGUAGGGUCGUGGAAAAAAAAAACUAGCGCAGUUACAGUAAAACGAGGCAGUGGCCUGAGGCAGCCUCUAGCCUCCACUAGCCUCCAUGCAAGCUAAGCAUCAAAGUUACGUUUUGUAUUGAAAAGAAGUAAAUAACAUGUGACAAUUAAACAAAGAGAAAAAAAUACUUAAGUAAAACGUCUAAUUGUUUCUCUCAUUUAAAACGCAAGGGAAUUGGAUUUUCAUCCAUCCGUCCAGAAAUGUCUUAAGCUAACAUGUAGGCCCCUACAGCUCCCUCGUAGGCGUCUGUGUUAAAAACUUGCGGAGAAUUUGUGACAUGGCCGUGAGAACCCAAAAUAAGUUCUGAAAUGCAAUCGGACUCUUCAAAGGGUUAGCAGCAGACGAGGAGGGAGGGAUCGCUGCGCAUCAGACAGACGCUGAAAUCACAGGCGCAUGCCCUUCUGCAUCGGAUGAGGAAGAUGCCGUGCAUCGGGUGGCUGCUGAUGGCAGAGAUAGGCAUACCGCAGGUGCAUCGGAUGAGGGAGGAGAUGCCGUGCAUCAGAUGGCUGCUGAUGACAGAGAUGCGUGUACCGCAGCCGCAGGUGAGGAAGAUGUCUCUGGAUGUGCCGUUGACUCUUCUUCAACUGAGGGAGAGACCAUUACGGGGCCUGAAGAAGAAAUCCGGGACAGCGAGAAUGUUGGGAGUGGGACUUCUUCUGAUCUUGAAUGCGCUGUUGAUAGGCCUUCUGAUCCUUACCCUAGUGACAGGGCUAAUUUCCCUGUUGACAUCUCUGACAGUGAUGUUAAGAGAUCGAUUAUAAAGCAGGGGCCAUGCAAAUACGAAGGCCCCUAUCCGAGGGAUGCUAGAGGCAGGUGCUUUUCUAAAGAGUACUAUAACCGUGUGUCCAAGAAAGGUACACAGAUAUCACGCAAAUGGUUGUGUUACUCUCCUAAAAUGGAUCGUGUGUAUUGCCAGUGUUGUUGGUUGUUUGGUGACAGAACGUCUGUGGGCCAUAAUUUGGCAUGGACAACCGGGAUUAAUGACUGGCAAGGUCUUUCGCGGAAGAUCAGAGAGCACGAACAUGCCCGUUGCCACUUGUCAGCCUGUGUUGUGUAUGAUACAUGGCAGCAAAAUGUAACCAUCGACGAAAGGAUUUCAUCUGAUUUCAAAAGUGAGGUUAGUUUUUGGUCAGAUGUUUUAAAAAGGAUUGCUGACGUUACAUUAACCCUUGCGUCCUGUAACUCCGCUUUCCGUGCGCACCACGAGAAACUAGGAGAAAUCAAUAAUGGAAACUUUCUGGCCCACAUCGAACUCCUUGCGCGUUACGACCCCGUGUUGGAGAAGUUGAUCAGAAGUAAAAGUAAAAUCAAAUACUUAAGCCCAAAAAUUCAAAACGAGAUGAUCUCAAUCAUGGCACAAACUGUCUUAGACGAAAUAGUGAAAGAAAUCCAUGAGGCAGAAUUUUAUUCGGUCAUAUUAGACACAACACAAGACAUUUCCAAAGUGGAUCAGCUAAGCCAAGUGCUCCGCUAUGUCACGAUUCCUAAAGAUGACAAUGAUGUGCCCUCAGACGUGCAAAUUCACGAGAGUUUCAUGGGUUUCCAUUCAGUCCACGACCAAAGCGCACACGGCUUAGAAAAAAUUAUUCUCGAGCUGUUAGAGAUGAAAGGAAUCUCGGUCAAUAAAUGCAGAGGACAGGGAUACGAUGGCGCAGCCACAAUGAGCGGGGUCUACUCUGGCUUACAAAAAAGAAUCUCGGAUAGGGAACCAAAUGCAAUGUACGUUCAUUGCGCUUCUCACAAUCUAAAUCUAGUUUUAAACGAUGCGUGCCAGAAUGUGGCAAAGGUGAGAGCGUACUACGAUACAGUAGAGAAACUGUAUGACUUCUUCAGCGCAAGCAUUAAACGUUGGGAAAUUUUGGAAGUGCAGUUCAAAGUGGCAGGGCAGCCAACUCUUAAACGUCUAUGCCCGACACGUUGGGCAUCCAGAAAUGAUGCGGUGCGCGCCCUUCGGUUUCGUUACCCAGACGUAAUGAAAGCGCUCACUAAAAUAUCCCUGCUGUCCAAAAAACCCAAAGAACGCGCGGAGGCCACUGGUCUCAAAGCCAGCAUGGAAAAUUUUGAAUUUGUGUUUCAAACGGUCAUACAGGGUAAAAUUCUUGAGUCAGUCCACAUUGUUUCCCAACAUCUCCAAAAACAAAACGUGGACAUACUACAGGCAAGCCAGUAUCUCUCAAGUGCGUCUGACAGCCUUGCGUCACUCAGAGGUGAAUAUGACAGCCUCAAAGAAGCUGCCCAAGACCUGGCCAAAUUGUGGGGUAUCUCUCCUGUAUUUCCCGAGAAACGCAACAGGCGUACGAAAACCUAUUUCGACGAAUUGUGUGAGGACGAAAGGCUUACGAAUGCAGAGGAGAAUUUUAAAGUGUCGGUCUUCUACGCCACUUUAGACAUAGUCGUUGCGCAGGUGGGUCGCAGGUUUGAAAGCAUGCGAGAAGUGGCACGAAGGUUUGGGUUUUUACGCCCCGAGGAACUCAUCUCGAAAUCCGAUGGUGAGUUAUAUGCAUCAGCAAGUACUCUGGCUGCGCAAUAUAAUGACGACUUAUCUGCUGAUUUUCCUGAUCAGAUCCUCAGAAACAUGGCUGGGGGAGGAGAUGUGAGCAGCGAUGAUUUCUCUGGCUUGGAUGGUCACAUCCUCCCCCGCAAAGUUAAUACCCCAGCCUCAGUGCAAGUGGAGCGGGGCCAGAUCCCAGAUCAGUACACUGGGCUCGACUGUAGCCAGGCACCGAGGAUCAAUGCAUCACCUAAAUAA
Molecule: messenger RNA, 4206 nt
Organism: Eleginops maclovinus (Patagonian blennie)
Lineage: Eukaryota; Metazoa; Chordata; Actinopteri; Perciformes; Eleginopidae
Product: zinc finger MYM-type protein 1-like
Exons: 3
Coding region: 1960-4206 (748 amino acids)
Source: RefSeq, a predicted model, not a curated record